AUGAAUAACGAGCAGCCAGAAUCAAAAGACGCAAGCAAACAACAGUCGAAUGGCACUGUCAUGGUUCCACAAUUGGCGGAUGAUGGUAUCUCCGAGGAGGAUUUGGCGAUUGCCGUCAAAGUGUUGAAUGCCGUGGGAAAACUCAAUCAGCGCAAGAACCGAAAACGAAAGAACGAUAAUGAUGAUCAGCCGAAAGAAGAAGAAACGAAGGAACCAGAAGAAGAUGGCCUUGAUCUCUACAAGAAAUCCAAUUUGCGUCCAUUCCGCAAGGCAUUGGCCGGCUGUUUGGAACUGCACAAACGGACCAUGUUCAAUGGCAAGCACGAAGAAGUUCACUACGAACAGCGAAAACAAGAUCGAAGCUUGAAACGACAAAAAAUGGCCGAAGGGAAUAUGCAAAAGAAACACAUUGCCAACACCACACUGCGCAAGGGACGCGUCGAAAAACUCAACAGUCUCAAGAAUGAUGCACAAGAAGAGGAAGAACUGAAGCUACUCGCCAUGAUGGUACCCGAUGGACACGUCGAUAGUAAUAGCGACACAACCAAAAAGCUCACCAACGGGGGAAACCAAGAUUCCAUCAAAUUGCCCAAAUUGCGAUCUUGCUAUGUCUGCAAAGUCCGAUAUCGGGAUUUGCAUCAUUUCUACGACCAACUCUGUCCUACCUGUGCGGCGUUGAAUUGGGAAAAGCGACAUCAGACGGCCAAUCUCGCCAACAAAGUUGCCAUUGUCACGGGAUCUAGGGUCAAAAUUGGCUAUCAGACGUGUCUCAAAUUGUUGAGAGCAGGAGCCACCGUAGUGGCCACGACAAGAUUUCCCAAUGCCGCUGCCGAAGUCUAUCGCAAAGAAUCCGAUUUUGAGCAAUGGAAGGAUCGACUACAGAUUUAUGGACUCGAUUUGAGAGAUGUCACUGGAUUGGAAGCGUUUACUCGAUUUCUUAAAAUGACUUGCUCGCAGGGAAUUGAUAUUCUCAUCAACAAUGCUUGUCAAACCAUUCGACGACCAAGAGGCUUUUAUGUGCCCAUGGUCGAAAAGGAACAAACGCUUUGGAAAGACAGCGAUCCAAUCCACAAAUCGUUGCUUCAAGGAUGUUUGCAGUUUGAAGCCGUGCGACGGAAACUUCACGAGCAGCACCAAGCCCCACAAUCUACUGCAAGUCCAUCAGCACUACCUGCAGCAGAGGCGCCACUGUUGCUCAUGGGAAUGGAGGCUGGAAACACUGCAACAGUGGCGGACAAACCAUCACAGGACCCGAAUCAGACUGCCGUGGUAUCGACGGUUGUGGAAAAGGACACGUCCUCGCAAAAACAAAAACAACAACAAUCUUCGCCGUUUGAGUCCAGUGGACUGUCCCACAGUGCGGCCAUGUCACAAAUGGUCAUUCUUCCAGAGGAUGUGGGAAUAUCGGAUCAAAUUCUUCCUCCCGGAUUGACCGACAUUAAUGGACAUCAGCUGGAUCUUCGAACGCAAAACUCGUGGUUGUUGAAAAUGGAAGAAGUGUCCACCCCGGAGGUCAUGGAAUGCAUGUUCAUCAAUGCCAUUGCUCCAUUUGUCUUGAACUCGCGCCUAAAGCCACUCAUGACCAUUCCCCAUGACAAGAGGCCGGAUCGGUUCAUUAUCAAUGUUUCCGCCAUGGAGGGCAAGUUCUAUCGAUACAAGAUGGCAAACCACCCUCAUACAAACAUGGCCAAGGCGGCUUUGAACAUGAUGACCCGCACGUCUGCCGAGGACUUGGCCAAGAAACACCGCAUUUACAUGAAUUCAGUCGAUACGGGAUGGAUCAAUGAUGAGAAUCCACUGGAGAAAGCCAGCAAAAUUGCGGCUGUCAAUCACUUUCAAACGCCCAUUGAUGAGGUGGAUGCGGCAUCUCGAAUAUUGGACCCCAUCUUUAGCGGUGUGAACGGUGGCAGGGAUUCCAAGAAGGUGUACGGCGUUUUCUUGAAAGACUUUCGUGAGACGGAGUGGUGA
Seminavis robusta is the source of this 1968-nucleotide messenger RNA. NCBI's taxonomy places the organism in Eukaryota, Bacillariophyta, Bacillariophyceae, Naviculales, Naviculaceae. The record is from the annotation of a GenBank genome assembly.